Molecule: messenger RNA, 859 nt
Organism: Equus quagga
Lineage: Eukaryota; Metazoa; Chordata; Mammalia; Perissodactyla; Equidae
Product: keratin-associated protein 15-1
Exons: 1
Coding region: 71-523 (150 amino acids)
Source: RefSeq, a predicted model, not a curated record
AGUAUAGAAGGCAACAUUCACACUCACAAGCUCUUUCUGCAACUCAGCUGAGCUCAGAACUCCUGACAACAUGUCUUACAACUGCAGCUCUGGAAACUUCUCGGCUCGCUCUCUUGGAGGUUACCUGAGGUACCCAGUUUCUACCUUUGAUUCUUUCUCCCCCAGCAAUGUAGUCUACUCUCCUAGUGCUUGCCAGCUGGGCUCCUCUCUCUACGAUGGCUGUCAGGGGAGCCUCUGUGAGCCCGCCAGCUGCCAGCCAUCCUGUGCUGUGGCCAGAUCCCACUGGACAUCCUGCUUCCGCCCAAAGAAUUUCAUCUUCUACAGUCCCUGCCAAACAAAUUACACUGGAUCUCUAGGAUGUGGAAACAUUGGCCUUGGAUCUUUUGGUUACAGAAGCACUGGCUUCCAGUCUCUGGGCUGUGGGUCCAGCUUCCUCCGCCCAACUUGCUUUUCUUCUAGGAGCUGCCAGUCAACUUGUUACCGACCAGCCUUUGGCUCUCGCUUUUUUGGAUCAACUUACUGAAUAUCCCUCAUUAUCUUAUGGUUAUGUCUGCACUUCACAAAGCUUUAACACUCAGCCUGUGCAAUAUCUUUGAUUACUGAUCAUCUGCAUCACCAGGACUUGUCAUCACAGUCCUCUUGGAAACACGCCGUUUACUGUGGACAAAGUAACCCUGGCCUGAGAUAUUUUCUAAAUCUGACAUAUGAGAUAUGUCUUGAACUUUCGUUCUUAUGCCAAUGUUCAGAAUCACUUCUGUUACUACCUAAGUCUUCUCUUAUUAUUCUCCUAAGAUUCUUUCACUUAAAUGUAUUUCACAUAGAUAUGGCAUUUAAAAUAAACUUAUUUCUCUAGCAUGAA